Thermothielavioides terrestris NRRL 8126 is the source of this 896-nucleotide messenger RNA. RefSeq lists its product as uncharacterized. The transcript is spliced from 4 exons. Bases 113 to 682 code for a protein of 189 amino acids. NCBI's taxonomy places the organism in Eukaryota, Fungi, Ascomycota, Sordariomycetes, Sordariales, Chaetomiaceae. The record is from RefSeq and is a predicted model, not a curated record.
CUCAAGCUCCAGGCCAGGAAGCUUCGACAACGGGACGUGCAGUGCAUCUCAAUUGCUUGACCCCAGCGCAUCGAGCAACCUCCCCGACGACGACGUCGCGUCGGCCGCCAAGAUGUCGAACAACCAAACGGAGACGUAUCAAUGGCCCAGCAAGACCGUCAAGACAGAUUACCCACUCAUCGACAAUGACCCACAUUUCACGCGCGUGAUUCGGUACGCCCGCCCGUCUGACUACGUUCACGGCGCCGCCGCCGCCGCAGCCGGCCCCGGCCUGCUCUACGCCAUGGAGAGGUUCGCCCCGUCGCAUGUGGGCAAGGGCGGCUUUGCCCAGGCGAUGCGGCUGGCCGGCUUUAUCGGCGUCGCUGGUGGUUUCCUGUACUUCUACCAGCGUUCCAUCCUCCGGUUCUACGGCAUGACCGAGAACGCCCGCGAAGUCGAGAUGGACAUGCGCGAGAUGACGGACAGAGUCAAGGCCGGCCUGCCGCUCUACGGCGAGAGCCGACUGACGCCCGCCAUGCAGGGUGUCGCCGCCCGCCAGUCAAGAUACUCGGCCCUCUUCUUCGGCGUCCUCCCGUGGUUCAACUUUGUGAACCACCCCCAGCACGGAGUCGACACGGCGAAGUACUACCAGCAGGCCGAGCGGGAGCUGGAGGCCGAGCGUCUGGCCAAGGGCUCAUCAUGAGAGGGUGCAGGAGCGGGAGCGGAGGGCAUGAGUGGGCGUCCGGAUGUGGGAAGCGCGUAGGGUGUGUGGAAGCGGCGCCGAGCCCUUUGUCAGGUCGGGCGCCAGGUGUACAUAUGAGACAUUUAGACGACGGCCCUCGCAGGUCUCGAGUCAACAGACAUUUCUUUUCUUGCGUCGACAACAAACGGCAACCGCUCAGUCCCCCCAUUCUUCC